Messenger RNA from Malania oleifera, 1892 nucleotides. RefSeq names its product leucine-rich repeat extensin-like protein 4. The record is from RefSeq and is a predicted model, not a curated record. The coding region runs from base 385 to 1629 and encodes 414 amino acids. The transcript has a single exon. Lineage: Eukaryota; Viridiplantae; Streptophyta; Magnoliopsida; Santalales; Ximeniaceae. Gene Ontology annotation, molecular function: protein binding.
AACUAAUUAUUUCUCCUGCACUGAUUACAUUGAAAUGCAUAUUACCAAAAGACAAAACAAAGAAACAAAACUAUAAAAGAGCAACAGUUUACUGUCAUUAAUUAGUCUAAAAUUUGUACAAACAAUUUUUUUUGGACCAUGAACACUUCACCAAUUGCCAGUCAACACUUGGAGUCGUGAACAGGAAAAAGAAUUGCAUAAUAGUUAAGACCCCCCAACUGUGUAGUACAGUACUGAUAAAAUAUAUCAAAAUUAAAACCAAAUUACAUUAAUGAAGACCAAUCAAACCCACCAUUCAUCUUCUAUCUUCAAUGCUGCAGCCUUCUUUGUCUAAUCCUACAAGCGAAGCCAUCAAGCAAGCUCUUGUGCCCUCACCUGAUCAAAAUGGAGAAACCCUUGCUUCUGGCUUUUCUCUUCCUCCAAACAGCCAUAACACAAGCUGCUGUGAGUGUGGGUGGUGGCGUUGGUGUCGGCAUUGGCAUUGGCGGUGGCGUUGGUGGUGGUGGUGGCAGUGGUGUUUGGAUUGGGGGAGGAAUUGGCAGCCCAACUCCAUCUGGGUCUUCUUCAGCAAAGCUUGAAGAUGCUUAUAGAGCUCUCCAAGCUUGGAAAUCUGCAAUUAAAGAAGACCCACUUGGGGCUUUAGCCACCUGGGUUGGCACCAAUGUGUGCUCUUACAAAGGGGUCUUCUGUGCAGAUCUUCAAGAUCAAACGGGCACCACCACCGUCGCCGGAAUAGAUCUCAACAGGGCGAAUCUCCGGGGAACUCUAGUAAAUGAACUUUCUCUGCUCAGAGACAUGUCUCUUCUUCACCUCAACAGCAACAGAUUCUCCGGCACAGUCCCUGAAACUUUCAGGGACCUAUCUUCCCUCCAAGAAUUAGAUCUCAGCAACAACCUCCUCUCAGGACCUUUCCCCACGGCGACCCUGCUCAUGCCAAAUCUCGUCUACUUAGACCUCAGAUUCAACAGCUACGCGGGAUCAAUUCCAGAGGACCUAUUCAACAAGCGCCUUGAUGCGAUCCUCCUCAACAACAACCAGUUCGAAGGCCAAAUCCCUUCAAACUUAGGCAACUCCCCUGCUUCUGUCAUAAAUUUGGCUAACAACAGAUUCAGCGGGAGCAUCCCGUCUAGCUUUGCUUACUCGAGCUCUGGUGUGAAGGAGAUUUUGUUCCUCAACAACCAGUUAACGGGUUGCAUUCCGGAGGGAGUAGGGUUCUUGAGGAAUACGCAAGUGCUGGAUUUGAGCUUCAAUUCGCUGACAGGUCAUUUGCCGGAUUCUCUGUCCUGCUUGAGCGACAUUGAAGUGCUCAAUUUGGGGCACAACAAGCUGUCCGGGGUGUUGCCGGAGCUGGUCUGUUCUCUGAGAAGCCUUGUGAAUUUGAGCGUGGCUUACAAUUUCUUUUCUGGGUUUAGCCAGGAAUGUACAAAAUUGGUGAUCAGGAACGUGGGUUUUGAUUUCUCGGCGAAUUGCAUUCCGGGAACAAGAAUGCAGAGGCCGCAGCCGGAUUGCUCCGUCGUCCCAGGAGGUGGGUUGAACUGUCUCAGGAUCCCUGCUGUGGAGGCUCUUAUUUGCGGGUCAUUGGGCGGAGCCCCGAAUGAUAUCCGGAGCUCGUCGUCUCCACCCCCAUGAGAGAGGGAGAGAGAGAGAGAGAGAGAGAGAUGAGACGUGACCUAUGACCUGUUUUGUGUGGAACAGGUUGGCCACAUCUGGCUCAUUGAAGGAAAAGGAGAUGGUAAUGGAUUAGAUCAGACUUCAGAGUUGGGAGAGAGUGUAGUUUUAAUUUUUUAGCUCGAGCAGGUUGAAACUUGAGACACUGUAAUCAAAUCUUGAUUACUGACUAUGAACAAUAUGUAUAUGUAUGUAUAAAUAAUGAUUCUGUUUUUUUAGUUUUU